AAGAUGGCCGUCGCUGCUACUGCCCUGGCAGCCCCCCGGGGCGCGCUGAGGUCGCUGAUGCUGCACGCCUGGCGUUGCUCUGCUGCCGCCUCCUCUUCUGCUUGGGCAGAAAUGGCCCCCGUAAAGGAAUCCCAGGAAUCUGCUACCGCUGAAGAAAGCGAGGUGUGCAAAAUGACCUGAAUGCAAUUUAACAAACUGCAUUUCUUCACAAAGGAUGCGUCACUGGGUGAGGACUUGCUUCAUCGCAUGGACCAGCGUGACACCUGGGACCGCUUUUACUCCGAGAAACGGGCUACUGGGCCCCGACAUUUUGACUGGUUCUUCAGCUACAGGGAGGUCUCAGGACUGCUGCUUUCUACACUGCAGGGUCUGUCCUCUGGUGAGACCCGCAUACUGGACGUAGGCUGCGGCACUUCAGCCUUGGGUCUGGGACUGUACCGAGACUCACCCCACCAGCUCCACAUUUCUUGCUUGGAUUUCUCUCCUCUAGCCCUAGAUUCCCUGAGCCAGCUGAUCCGGGAGAGCCCCCCACCGCGGCACCCACUUUCCCAACUGUGCUGCCAUCUCGCUGACGCCACUGACUUGGGGGCCACUUUUGAAUCGAGCUCUUUCCACCUCGUGCUUGAUAAGGGGACCUGUGAUACGCUCCUCCGGUGCCCCCAAGGGCCAGGUCGAGCCAAACAGUUAGUGACAGAGUGCCUGAGGGUUCUAAAACCCCAAGGCAAGCUGCUUCAGUUCUCUGAUGAGGACCCAGAUGCCAGGGUACCAUUCUUGGAACAGGCUGGGGGUGCGAAUGUAACCGUAACGGAGAUCGGGCACAUUAAUGGCAUUUGCUACUAUGUUUACAUGCUUGGCCAAAGGCCCCUGGACUUAGCAGACGGCAGGGAGCAAAGCCUAGAAGGAAAGGGACUCAAAACUGGACCUGCUUGCUUGCCCUAAAACCAGUGUGGUAAGGAGAGUUGAAUUUUUAAUCCGGAGAGAAGCCUGAGAAAUUGUUUGUAUUUGAAGCACCUGGGAAGUAGUUACUAGAUGUCUCACUGCCAGGGUACCGGGAAUGAUUGAUUGAUACAUCCUAGGGAUCAGUAGGUGUUUGUACGUGCUUGCUUCCCACCUGCUCAACCUGUACAUUUGUAAGCAAACAAUUGAAUACAAAAGGUACUGUGGGUCUGUUCCAAAAGAAACUGAUCUUGUGAGGGGCUGCUACUAGGAACUUCCUGCUGCCUAGGAAAGUGGGAAGACACUCUAGGCCAUCAGAUCUAUGUCAUCAGCUAAACGAGGAAGGCCGAAGUAACUGAGAGGCGGCACUUUUCCCCAUGGCAACCAUUAUAAGAGGGCUUAAAGAGGAUUCACAGAUCCUUCCCUGCUGGUUAAGUCCCCUCUUAAUUCCACAUUAGAACAAUAAACAUGUGACAAAGGGUCUGUGCUGCAGCCAGAGAAAGCAUCCGCAGAAUGUGCUGAUUGGCAUGAUUUAGCUUACUUUGAAUAAUUCUAGUUGUGCUGCUCAUGAGGAGGGGUAAGGAGCGAGGCUGGGCACUGAAGUUCCCAUCGUGUAGCUGUGCAAACGGUAUUCAGCUGCUGCCGAAUGAGGGUCCAAUGGUAUAGCCUCUGGUUUGCAUGCGGAAGGUUCCAUCUCUGGCACCUCCGGUUAAGACGGAUCUUAGUCUGUUGGGUUGGGAAGGACACUUUUUGGCCUGAGACCCUGCCUGGGGAGCCACUGCUGGCCAGAAGAGAGAGCAAUAUACUGGAUGGGCCCAUGAUCUGACGCACUCUAAGGCAGCCCCGUCUUCUGCAGUUCCGUCAGGCAGUGCCCAUGAGCUUUGGAGCACAUCUGUGAAGAUAUUUAGUGGUCUGUGAAUCUUUCCCCUUAAAACUAAAUGAAGGUUCUAGUCCCCUAGACUGACAGAUCUCACUUUUAUUUCACAUGAAAGCAUGGGGCCUCUGGAAGCAGAAUUCUGCACCCAGUUAUACCACAUCCUGCUUUUUUCUUUCUGUGGACCUGAGCACUAAUAAGCCAAGUAAAAACACCAACAGGAACA
This is a messenger RNA of Eublepharis macularius, 2036 nucleotides long. It is a transcript of the gene CSKMT, whose product is annotated as citrate synthase lysine methyltransferase. The coding region runs from base 181 to 939 and encodes 252 amino acids. The record is from RefSeq and is a predicted model, not a curated record. NCBI's taxonomy places the organism in Eukaryota, Metazoa, Chordata, Lepidosauria, Squamata, Eublepharidae. The transcript is spliced from 3 exons.